AUGGCAGCUCCGACGACUGUAGACACAUCGUAUUUCGACAAGUCUCAUUCUUCUGGUACAUUCGCUGAAUCCCCUGGCUCCGCCGUCCUUGUUACUCCUUCCGCAGCUACUAUCUUCUCUGCGGAUUCAUCUCCAGCCACAUCUGUUGCCGGGGCUAGCUUGCAGAAUAUCCCAGAAAUACCAAUUCCACCAAUUCCUACAUCGCCCCCUCGAAACACCGGUGUCGUUGGAAGAUCUAGAAGAGUUUCGCUCGCAAGACAAAGAAUGAAGACUCUAUCGAACCCAGUCGAUUCGGCUAUCAUUGAUACGAUGCUCCAGUCAGUUAGACUGGACGUCCUCUCAGGGUAUGCUUCGGAAAAGCCCCUAGAGGUUAAGCAGCUCACCGCUGCUGUAAACCUGCUAGAGGGUAAUAAGAAGGGAUAUCAGUUGCUCCGAGAACCCAUUCUCAACAGAGGCACAUCGACAAGUCCGAAGGAUCGCCAAGAAUUGAACUUGACCGGGCUUCUGCCGCAUGUCAUGGAGACUCAGGAUAUUCAAUGUAUGCGUGCCAUGAAAAUGAUUCGUAGCCGACAAACCGGAAUCGAUAAGUACUUGUACCUCUCCAGCAUCAAAUCUACAAACCUCGAUCUAUUUUAUAGACUUUUGAUGGACAAUGCAAAGGAACUUAUGCCUAUCGUCUAUACUCCGACAAUUGGUGACGUUUGCCUGCAAUAUAGCACCAUCUUUACAAAGCCGGAGGCUCUGUACAUCUCGAUUAAGCAGCGCGCUAGCUUGGUUACCAUCCUAAAGAAUUGGCCGUAUCCACACCCUGAAAUUUGCGUCGUCACUGACGGAUCCAGAAUCUUGGGUCUUGGUGAUCUCGGAAUCAACGGUGUUGGUAUUCCGAUCGGGAAGCUCGCCCUUUAUGUUGCUGCAGCCGGAAUUGAGCCCGAAAAGACCCUCCCUAUCGUUCUCGACCUCGGAACUGAAAACGAGGAGAAUCUUCGUGAUCCUCUCUACUUGGGUCUUCGUCAGAGACGUGUUCCUAAGCCAGAGGCCCUCGAAUUUAUGGACGAGUUCAUGGCUGCUGCCGCCUCGGUUUUCCCAGAUAUGAUUAUCCAGUUUGAGGACUUUGAGACCGACAAAGCUUUCCAUUACCUUGAUCGUUAUCGAGAUGAGUACAAGUCCUUCAACGAUGACGUUCAAGGAACUGGUGCCGUCAUUCUCUCUGGAUACAUGAAUGCAGUCCGACUUUCGAAUGUUCCUCUUCAAGACCAACGGCUCGUAUUUAUGGGCGCUGGUUCUGCUGGUGUUGGUGUUGCCAAACAAGUCAUGGAGUACUAUACUCGCCAAGGGCUUUCUGAGAUGGAAGCCAAGUCCAAGUUCUACUUGGUCGAUACUAAGGGUUUGGUCACAAUGGAUCGUGGCGACCGACUUGCUGAACACAAGAAGGUCUUCGCCCGAACAGAUAAUGCAGGUCACCAAUUUAAAACUCUUGAAGAUGUUAUUGAAUACGUUCGCCCAACCGCCCUCCUCGGUUUGGCCGCUACAUUCGGUAUCUUCACUGAGAGCGUUGUUCGAGCACUGAAGGUGUCCGUUGAUGCUGGUGGCAUGAAUCGUCGACCUAUUCUCUUCCCACUUAGCAACCCCUUAACAAAGGCUGAGUGUACAUUCCAGCAGGCCGUUGACUGGACUGAAGGCACUGUUAUAUUUGCUUCCGGUUCCCCAUUCCCAUCCUAUACCCCAACCAAUGGUGGUGGCGUUACCUACCAACCAGGUCAGGGUAACAAUGUCUACAUCUUCCCUGGUCUCGGUAAAGGUGCUAUCCUUGCUAAAGCCACUAAAAUCACCGACGAGAUGGUUUAUUCAUCUGCCGUGGCAUUGGCCAACUGUUUGAAUGCAGAAGAAAUUGCCGCCGGUUUGAUCUACCCUAGAAUUGAACGUGUCCGAGACGCUAGUGUUGCCGUAGCCAGAGAAGUCAUGAAGGCCUCACGACGUGAAGGAGUCAGCAAGUUAGAUGAAAACUUGUGGCGCGAAUGGAGCGAGUGGGGCGACGUCGUCAUGGACCAGUGGAUCCAAUCCAACAGCUACGAUCCAGAUCUCAGCAAGCCAAUACAAAUGCGUAGUGGUGGUGGUGGAGCCUCUAAAGGACUAUGGGGCGCUAAAUAA
This is a messenger RNA of Orbilia oligospora ATCC 24927, 2148 nucleotides long. RefSeq lists its product as uncharacterized. Gene Ontology annotation, molecular function: malate dehydrogenase (decarboxylating) (NAD+) activity; NAD binding. The coding region runs from base 1 to 2148 and encodes 715 amino acids. The record is from RefSeq and is a predicted model, not a curated record. Lineage: Eukaryota; Fungi; Ascomycota; Orbiliomycetes; Orbiliales; Orbiliaceae. Gene Ontology annotation, biological process: pyruvate metabolic process; malate metabolic process. Gene Ontology annotation, cellular component: mitochondrion. The transcript is spliced from 4 exons.